Gossypium raimondii (Peruvian cotton) is the source of this 1706-nucleotide messenger RNA. Its product is annotated as protein disulfide-isomerase 5-2. The coding region runs from base 195 to 1508 and encodes 437 amino acids. Gene Ontology annotation, cellular component: endoplasmic reticulum. Gene Ontology annotation, biological process: protein folding; response to endoplasmic reticulum stress. Gene Ontology annotation, molecular function: protein disulfide isomerase activity. The transcript has 5 exons. Lineage: Eukaryota; Viridiplantae; Streptophyta; Magnoliopsida; Malvales; Malvaceae. The record is from RefSeq and is a predicted model, not a curated record.
UAACUAGUUGUAGACCCUAGAUGUUAGGCCUCGGAGAGAGAAAGAAACGAAAUACCCAAGAAACACACAGCCUGCCAAUGCCAUUGCCAUUGCCAUUGCCAGGGUGAUCGGUGAUUGGUGAUGCUUCGCAGUUGCCCCUUCCUUCAUCACCCAUUAAUCAACAAUACCUUCCAAUUUUAGCGUUGCGCGCAAAUAUGAGUUGGUUAUCAAUUUUGUGGGGCUUGCUGUUGCUUUUAUGCAUCUUGAAACCCGGAAUUCGUUCGUCGGCAGAUAGGUUAGAUGGGAGGGUGUUGGAGUUGGACGAUUCCAACUUUGACUCCGCCAUUUCCUCUUUCGAUUACAUCCUCGUCGACUUCUACGCUCCCUGGUGCGGCCACUGCCAACGCCUUUCCCCCCAGUUAGAUGAGGCUGCCCCAAUUCUUGCUGGAUUAAAGGAUCCCAUAGCGGUAGCUAAACUAAAUGCUGACAAAUUUACCACUGUUGCUCGUAAAUAUGAAAUUGAUGGAUAUCCUACACUCAAGCUCUUUAAGCGUGGUGUUCCUGUAGACUAUCAUGGCCCGAGGAAAGCACAUAAACUUGUUUCUCAUCUCAAGAAAAUUGUUUCUCCUGAUGUCUCUAUUCUUGGUUCAGACUCUGCCAUUAGUGAUUUUGUUGAAGCAGUUGGGACUUACUUUCCUAUAUACAUAGGUUUUGGCUUGGAUGAGAUGGUGAUAUCUCAUUUAGCCAUCAAAUAUAAAAGGAAGGCAUGGUUUUCCGUUGCUAAGGAUUUCUCCGAGGAUGCCAUGGUACUGUAUGACUUUGACAAAGUUCCUGCUUUGGUGGUUUUUCACCCCAAUUAUAAUCAACAGAGUGUUUUUUACGGUCCCUUUGAAGAUGAAUUUUUGGGUGAUUUUAUAAAGCAAAAUUUGAUCCCUCUGGCUGUGCCCAUGAACCGUGAAACACUGAAACUAUUGAGCGAUGAUGAUAGAAAAAUUGUCUUAACAAUUAUGGAGGAUGAAAACGAGGAGAAAUCACAGAAAUUGAUCAAGUUAUUGAAGGCUGCUGCCUCUGCAAAUCGUGACUUGGUUUUUGGCUAUGUCGGAGUUAAGCAGUGGGAUGAGUUUGCAAAUACGUUUGGUGCCAAUGAGGAUACAAAUUUUCCAAAAUUGAUAAUCUGGAAUGGUGAUGAGCAGUACUUUACAGUUAUUGGUUAUGAAAGCCUUGAUGAAGAAGAAGAUCAAAGUUCUCAAAUCUCACGCUUCCUGGAAGGAUAUAGGGAAGGAAGAAUGGAAAAGAAGAUGAUUAAAGGACCAUCGUUUAUGGACUAUAUGAACGUAAUCAGCAUUGCAGCUGUGUUUAUAAUUGUGUUUUUGGUUGCAAUUCUGAUGCUUAUCCGAAGGCUAAGCACGCAUGAUGACAAUAAACCUCGCAAAGACAUCUAUGAUGAUGAUGACGAUGAUGAAGGUGAAGAAGAAAGCUCUGCUGAAAGCCCUGAGUCUGAUUAUGAAGUUCGGAAGAAAGAAGAUUGAAAGCGAGACAUGUCCAGUGGUAAAGAUAAAGCUCUCAAAUACAGAUUAGUUUCCAAGGUUUUUUUUCAAUGCACUUCAUCUGCUUAUUGCAUGUACUAUGUAUAGAGAAGAGACCAGUUUAUUUUUGUAGCUAUAGUUUGUACUUGUAUUGAUUAAAAGUCCCUUUAUUAUUUUUGAGCUUAGCUUAGUUGAUUUAUA